This is a messenger RNA of Pteronotus mesoamericanus, 759 nucleotides long. Its product is annotated as coiled-coil domain-containing protein 70-like. The coding region runs from base 1 to 759 and encodes 252 amino acids. The transcript has a single exon. NCBI's taxonomy places the organism in Eukaryota, Metazoa, Chordata, Mammalia, Chiroptera, Mormoopidae. The record is from RefSeq and is a predicted model, not a curated record.
AUGGUUGUCUCUGAAUCAAAGUGGAUUAAUAGAAGAAAGAUACUGUGCUUGUUUUCUUCUUUUUUCUCUUGCACCCAAGACCAAAAUAAGCUCAAAUGUGAAUCUCAGGAAGUUAAAAAAAAUCUUUGGAGAGACAAUCAGAGGUGCAGGGAUGAAAACAAAGCUCUUAGAAGAGAAAACAAGUCCCUCUGGGGAGAAAACAAAUUUCUCCGAAGAGAAAAUAAAGCCUUCCGAAUGGACAACCAGUUAAUCCGGGAAAAGAAUCAGGCCCUGAGACAGCAAAACCAGGUUCUAUGGAAAUUUAAUAACGUGAUUUUCGAAAGCCAAAAACCACUUGGGGUAAAAAUGAACGCAUUGAGCACAGAAAGAAAGUCUUUAUGGCAACAGAAUCGAGCCCUGGAAGCUCAGAUGAAAGCUCUCCAGGAGCAGGAGACAGCCUUCCAGAAUGAGGCAAAAGCUCUUCAAGAAGAAAUAAGGUCUCUCCAUGAGAAGAUCAAGGCCCUGCAACAUCAGGAGAGAGGAAUCAAGAUGGAGGAACUAGCCCUGAUGAAAGAAGAAAUAGCGCUAGAGAUGGAAGAACAGGCUCUGUGGAAGGAGGAACAGGCCCUUCGUGAGGAGAACAAGGCGCUCAGAGAAGAAAAUGGAGCUCUUCAAGAGGAGGAAAAAGCCCUUCUUGAAGAGGCAAAGGUGCUUGAGCAGUGGAAUAAGGUUCUUCAAGGAAAAGACAGCAAGCAUUCUUGCUGGAAAAAUGCACAAUAA